Messenger RNA from Puntigrus tetrazona (Sumatra barb), 2285 nucleotides. It is a transcript of the gene uts2b, whose product is annotated as urotensin 2, beta. Bases 1848 to 2225 code for a protein of 125 amino acids. The transcript is spliced from 4 exons. Gene Ontology annotation, biological process: regulation of blood pressure; blood vessel diameter maintenance. Gene Ontology annotation, cellular component: extracellular region. Gene Ontology annotation, molecular function: hormone activity. The record is from RefSeq and is a predicted model, not a curated record. Lineage: Eukaryota; Metazoa; Chordata; Actinopteri; Cypriniformes; Cyprinidae.
UUACUGCUCUUUUAGCCACGUCACUAGUAGUUCUAAUAGUUCCACCGUUGCCAUAGAAACAGCAGGGAGUCCUCAACUCGAUUUCGAUCGCAGUCACGUGGGCGAUACGAUGGCGAUUUGCAAACAAUAUUUUCAAAUAUGCACAAGCGCUAUUAUUUGUAUAUGUCUAUUUAAUGCCGAAUGUAGGUAGAGUACGGAGUAUUUUCGUCAUGAAAAUUAUAGCCUACCAUAUUUUUAAUUCCAAUCGGGCAUUUUUGAUGAAAAGGUCGAGUAGUCUGCAUCACUGUCGGUCUUCUACCGUUUCUCUACUAAAAUAUGUCAAAUAAUUGACGUUUUUCGCUACUCAACUGACUUUCACCGCUAAAACCGAUGCUCCUUCGCGCUUCUGAAUGUAAACCACGCCUUGUUAUUUGAUUGACAUUAAUGAGCCCUGUACAGACGAGGCAGAAAAUGUAACAUAAACAUUUGAUGAUUUUCUGAAGUUAUUCAUUUUAUUUUCACUGGCGUUACUGGUUUAAAUCCGUUUGAAUCGUCCACUGAACGGACCCCGUCAGACCGGUAACUUAAAAUCAGUCUAAAAUCGAUGACCAUUUUAUGGAAACAAAAUUAUGAAAAUAUUGUUUCAGUCUUUGUACUACAACAAUUCUAAAUUAUUUCAGUUUAUUCAUAAUAACAUUAUUUGUAAUCAGAUAUGAAAUUAAAAUUUCUGAGUGAAAGUUUUUUACACCAGCAUUUUUUUUUCCAGUAUAAUUUGUAUAUAAGCCUACAUUUUACAGGCGCAUAUCAUAAUGUAACAUAAAUAGUCUACUUGAGCGGAUAAGCACUGUGCUGGACACAAAGCAAUCACUUUCAAUAUUAAACGGCAAGCAAGAGACAAAAAAUACUGGAUGUUUUUGUAAGAGACUGCAAAUAAUAUCAAGUGACUGAUUAAAUAAAUAUUACUCAUAAAUACUCAUUAAUGAGCUGUAUAUGUAUUGUAUUAUAUGUGUUUAUAUCAACAUUAUACAUAACAUUAUGAUAAAAGAAGGCUGUAGAAAUGUUUCUGCAUUGUUAAUCCAUUUUAUUGUCUUUUUAAACAAUUUCUCAAAAAUCUAACCUUUCCUUGAAAAUACGAAUUUAAAAAGGGGGAAAUAUCAUGAUUUUCUGUAAUACACAUCGGCCACAAUAAACGUCACCCUUUUGUUUAACCUUUUUAACUUUAAUUUGCUAGUUUAACAGCUCUAAAUAGAUAGAUAGAUAGAUAGAUAGAUAGAUAGAUAGAUAGAUAGAUAGAUAGAUAGAUAGAUAGAUAGAUAGAUAGAUAGAUAGAUAGCUAUUGGGAGGAAGUAGUGUGUCUGUCACACACUAAUAAAUGUGAUCGACAUGCAGCUCUGCGGUCAGAAUAACUGUCACCUUUUGGACACACUUUCUGUUUGUCAUUUCCAGUCUCUUAAAAUAGCAACUGCAUGAAUCGUAAGUAGGAUACGCUCGAGAAAUCGCAGCGGACAUCAUGGGAAAUAAAUCUCAGCAGCCUCUUAAAUAAAUGAACGACCGACCGAGUCCCGCGAGCUCUAACACCAAGCGCCGUUUUCCCAGCUGCGUUCACCCGGAUUUACGAACUCAGCCGGAUUACAUCCCGAAGUGAUAAAACUGCGCGACUCAUCCCUGACUCGCUGAACCCGCGUCUGUCUUUCACUUUUAUUGAUCCAUUAAUUUAUCUUCUGUGAAUUUACAAGCACAGAAUACGCGAAGGCUGGCGUCAGGGUCAGCGACGGAGGGUAUAUAAGUCCAAGACGGCGUUGAGACGAGACCUUCCUGGCUAAAGUCUCGAAAGGAAGAAAGUUUGUGUGUUGUCUUUACGUGUCGGCAUGACGUGUAAACUUUUUCUCCUCUUUGCUUUGCUUCUCACCGUCCUUGAACCUCUGCUGGGACAUCCUCUGAUCCAUUCAGCAGAGAUGACAUACGCCAGGCCAGUUCUCGUAGAAGAGGAGCAGGUCGUCAGUCCAGAAGACCUGAGUUACUCAGAGCAAGUGUAUCUGACCCAGGAUGGCAUCGGAUUGGGUUACCCGUCCUUCAUCACCGGAGACAUCAGCAGCGAUGGCCUCAGAACAGCUGGAUUUGUCCCGAGUAAAGCUGCGAAAGAAGUGUUGCUGGAAAAGCCGCUGUUGAGCCGUUUCCUGGGCAGCAGGAAGCAGUACCGCAAACGAGGCAGCAACACCGAGUGUUUCUGGAAAUACUGCGUCUGAAACACACUUACACUCGUGGGCCUGAGGCACUACAUUUGCAAAAAAAAUAGUUUGUCGAAA